UUUAAAUUUGGCAGAUUGAGCAUUGAGCAUAACGGCGAUUAUAUAACUCUCAAGAUGGGUUUGACGCGAAAAGUUCUGUCACCAGCUGAGUUACGUCAGUGGACUGCUUCAGUUGCUUGCAAUGAUCUUCUUAAUUUGAUCAAAAGUGUUAACAAUAAAUUGGUCUCACGUCCAGUUCAAACAGACUUGUUGGUGUCAAAGGCCAUAGUAUCGGUAUGCGAAGUACUUGAGAAAAUGCAACAGGCAGUAAAUGAUUACCCACCUGAGGAGCAACCACAACGAUUUGGAAAUAAAGCCUUCAGGAACUGGUUUGCAUGGCUGAAAGAAAAUGCUGUUGGAAUUUGUACCAAUAUAUUUGCUAAUCACGGCUGUGAAGAUUUCAGUAAUCCACCGAUUUCAUUUACCGAUGCACUUGAUGAAGUGUCUGGUUACUUAGUUGAAUCAGUUGGAAACUCAACACGAAUUGAUUAUGGAACUGGUCAUGAAUUAGCUUUUUUAGCAUUUUUAACUUGCCUUUUCAAGCUUAACAUACUACGAAAAGACAAUGAACCAAAUUCCCAUACUGUUAAUGAUCUUCUAGCUAUUGGUGUUAUUGUAAUGCCAAAGUAUUUAAACUUAGUUCGAUUAUUGCAAACAACAUAUCGUAUGGAGCCUGCAGGUUCACAUGGUGUUUGGUGUUUAGAUGAUUUCCAGUUUAUACCGUUUAUCUGGGGAAGCAGUCAACUUAUUGGCAAUUCUCAGUAUGAUCCGACCGUAAUACCGAAUCGUGAAGUCGCUGAACGUGAAAAGGACAAGUAUCUUUUUUUUUCAUGUAUUGCCUACAUUUAUCAGUGUAAAACUGGUCCAUUUGAAGAACACUCAAAUACAUUGUAUGGUAUCAGUCAAGUACCGAAAUGGGAGAAAGUCAAUUCUGGUCUAAUUAAAAUGUACAAAGGCGAGGUUUAGAAAAAUUCCCAGUUGUCCAACAUUUUCUCUUCGGUAGCCUGUUACCAUUUGAUCGAGUAACUAAUCCUGUUGGCAAUAUAACUGAUACUUUAAAUAGUCAACGAACUUGUUUCCCGGCGAGAACAGAUACCUUUAACAAACCUUUAUCAUCAUCUAUGACAGCUCAACCAAGUCAACAAAGUGAACAUCCAUGAAACAAUGAUUCAACACAAGAAUAGGAUAAAGAAAGAGAUGAUGGUGAUGAUUAUAGUUGUAUAUUACAAUGAACUCCUCCCCCCUCUUUCCCCCCCCCCCCCCCCCAAUGAAACACAAUAAAACUUCAAAGCAGAUUUUGUUCCUCUGAAAUCUCAGUUUUCUCCAUGAUUAUUGAUUGCGAGUAAUUUCUUUUUGUCUAAUUUAUCGAUAACAAAGUAGACAUUUCUUUCAGCUCUUUACAUUGUCAUGUUCCCUUCAAUUUUGAGGUUUUUAGGGAUUUAUAUAUUGAUUUUAGGUAAGUGGGAAAUAGGAACCAUUGGAUUUUUCAACCAAACGGGUUUUAAUGGUAACAUGCUAUCCGUGGAACGUGAAGGCUUUCAUUUCGAUCCCUGGAAGGUGGGGUUAUCGGUGCGCAAUUCUGAGGAGUCGCAUCCUCAGACGAAACAGCUGUUCAGUACUCACAGGUUUCCAAUGUUUUUCCAACUUAUGUCAGUCUAUGAUGGAUACCAACAUGAAAUCACAAUUU
This is a messenger RNA of Heterobilharzia americana, 1666 nucleotides long. The record is from the annotation of a GenBank genome assembly. Lineage: Eukaryota; Metazoa; Platyhelminthes; Trematoda; Strigeidida; Schistosomatidae.